UAAAUACAGAAGAAUUGGGCUAUCCAAGUCAGUUAGAAUUGGUUUUCGGUCCUGAAGUAUAGCAUCCAACAAUCGGGAAAGGGAUUAAAGCUUCAGGAUACAAUUAAGGAUAAACACAAUAGAAUGUUGAAGUUUGUUUGCCUAGUGUUGAUAGUGUCAACAGGAGUUGUACGCCCUGAACCUCCUGUCAGCUCCUACCUGCCGCCGGGGCAGCAAUCACCCUCAUCAUCAUAUGGACCUCCGGGAGCAGGCGGCCGAAAUGGAAAUGGUUUCGGACAAAGACCGUCCUCAAGCUACGGUCCCCCGGGAGUAGGUGGUCCAGGCUCUUCUUCUGAUAACUACUCGGGUUCUGGCCAAUCGGGAUCACCACCUUCAUCUAGCUAUGGGCCUCCGGCUUCUGGACAACAAAACGGUUUUGGAUCUGGGGGCGGUGGUGCUGGUGGUCGUCCUUCAUCUUCAUAUGGUCCUCCUCAAAAUGGUAACGGCCGUAACGGAAAUGGCAACGGUGGCGGUCGUCCACAACAACCAUCAAGUUCUUAUGGCCCACCUGGCGCUGGUUCUCAAAACGGUAAAGGAAGCACUGGAGGCGGAAGACCCUCGGACAGUUACGGAGCACCCGGUCAAGGUGAAAACGGCCGACCAAGUGGUGGUGGAUCCGCUGGAAGACCAUCUGAAUCUUACGGGGUACCAGGUUUUGGACAACCAGGUCAAGGUGGACAACAGAAUGGAGGCGGAUCAGGCGGCAGACGACCCUCUGAUACAUACGGAGCCCCUGGUGGAGGCCAAUCAGGUCAACCUUCUGCUUCCUACCUGCCUCCUGGACAACAAGGAGGUGGUGGAGGUUCAGGAUCGCAAGGCGGUGGUCAGGGUGGUUUUGGCGGAGGAUCAGGUGGAGGAUUAGGUGGAAGUGGGGACAGUGGUUAUGACUACAGUGAAGGAGGCGGACGUGGCGGCGCAGGCGGCUUCGGAGCAGGUGGACGUGGAGGUGCUGGUGGAUUCGGAGGCGGUGGACGCGGUGGCGGCCAAAGCGGAUUUGGUGGUGGCAAUGACGAUGGUUCCAAUGAGCCAGCGAUGUAUGAAUUUAGUUAUGAAGUAGAAGAUGCCCCAAGUGGUUUGUCAUUCGGGCAUUCAGAGAAGCGUGACGGAGACCUUGCAACUGGUCAGUACAAUGUUUUGUUGCCAGAUGGAAGGAAGCAAAUUGUCGAAUAUGAAGCUGAUACCGGCGGUUAUAGGCCACAAAUUCGUUAUGAAGGUGAUGGGUCCGCUGGAGGUGCAGGAGGUGCCGGAGGUGCAGGAGGAUUUGGAGGUGGAUUUGGAGGUGGCGCAGCUGGGGGCGCUGGUGGUGAUGGUUUCGGUGCUGGCGGCGCAGGAGAUGAAGGUUAUAAUUAUCCAGGUGGACAAAGCGGUGCAGGUGGAGCUGGAGGGGCAGGCGGUGCUGGAGGACCUGGCGGAGCUGGAGGAUCUGGGGGAGCAGGAGGAUUUGGUUCAGGAGGUGGAGAUGAAGGCUACAAUUAUGAUCAACCUGGCAGUGGACGAAACGGCCAAGGUGGACAAGGUGGACGUAAUGGUCAGCAAUCAGGUGACGGCGGUUACUCAGGUGGAAGACCAGGAAACGGUUUCGGCUCGAGUGGAGGCAACGGUCAAAAUUUAGGGUCUAAUGGUUACUCUAGUGGACGUCCCGGAAAUGGAGGAAGUGGAGGUCGUGGUGGAAACGGUGGCAGCCAUGGCGGAUCUGGCCAAGACUUAGGAGGAAGUGGAUACUCAAGCGGAAGGCCAGGAGGUAACAACGGAUUUGGUGGAGGAAGUAAUGGCUUUGGACAGGACCUAGGAAGCAAUGGCUAUUCAAGCGGUCGCCCUGGAGGCAAUGGCAAUGGUAAUGGAAACGGAGGAGGCAGCGGUCGUAAUGGUGGCAGAAAUGGUAAUGGCGGCGGCAAUGGCAAUGGCCGUGGAGGAGCUAGUGGAUACAAUUAUGACCAACCAUCAUCCGGUGGUGGCGGACGCAACGGUGGAGGCGGCGGAGGUAGCGGAGGUAGCGGAAGUGGCGGAAGUGGUGGAGGUGGCGGAAAUGGUAGUCUAGGCCCAGAUGGAUACCAGUACUAAAAAUUAAAAUCCAGCAUGACACCCAUUACUCAUCCACACUUAAGUUUAUCUCAUUGUUACCAUUUAGUUACAUUUCGUACGCAUUUAUACUUAUAUCAAGCAUUGCAUAAACAUUUCGUUUAUAUUUAUUGAAGCAUCGGAUUAUAAUAAAUACUAUGAUGAAGAAGUA
Hermetia illucens (black soldier fly) is the source of this 2269-nucleotide messenger RNA. Its product is annotated as glycine-rich cell wall structural protein-like. The record is from RefSeq and is a predicted model, not a curated record. The coding region runs from base 124 to 2100 and encodes 658 amino acids. Lineage: Eukaryota; Metazoa; Arthropoda; Insecta; Diptera; Stratiomyidae. Gene Ontology annotation, cellular component: extracellular matrix. The transcript is spliced from 4 exons.